AUGAACUUCUCCACGAGACUCGCCGAGAAACUUCCCGGUAUCUUACCGGCGCCGUCGUCUCCUCUCCUGCGUAAAGGAGUCCCCGAGCUAAGAUUCUUCUCGAUUGCUGCUAACCACAGUAGAAGAUUGAGAUGGGGAUUGCAAAAGAAGAUGGUUUGGAGUUUCCAGAGAGCAGAUGUCUGUGUAGCGAACAGUUCAUGCUUAGUCCAUCCCGCAACCGAAGCCUAUGCACAAGAAGCUAUAGAAGCAAUCAAAUCCGAGAAAGUCAUCGCUGUGCCUACCGAUACACUCUACGGAUUCGCUUGUGAUGCUUGUUCGUUAGAAGCGGUUACUCGGAUAUACGAGAUCAAAGGUCGUAAGCUUACAAGCCCUUUAGCUAUAUGCGUUGGCGAUGUAUUGGAUAUCAAGAGAGUCGCUACCACAAACCACUUACCUCACGGUUUGCUCGACUCGCUCUUGCCCGGUCCAGUCACUCUCGUGCUUCAAAGAGGUGAAUCAAGCAUUCUUGAAAAGACUUUGAACGCCGGGAUUGAUACUAUUGGAGUACGAGUUCCAGAUUGUGAGUUUAUUAGGGAAGUAGCGAGAGGCUCCGGGAGUGUGUUGGCGCUUACAAGUGCGAAUCUAAGCGGUGAUAGAAGCAGCGUUUGCGUUCAAGAUUUUGAGAGUCUUUGGCAGCAUUGUGCUUUUGUCUAUGAUGGUGGUUUGCUUCCUUCGGGUCGUGCAGGAUCUACGAUUGUCGAUUUGAGUAAAGUCGGAAAGUAUAAGAUCAUCAGACCUGGAAGCGCGAAGCAAGCAACAGUGGCAAUUCUUGAGAAUGCUUUCUCAAUUGCGUGUUCUCCGCUCGCCUUCAGUUACUUUGAUUCACUGAGAGAAAUGGCGACUGGAGUAUUACCAGCUCCGUUUUCCGGGGUCAAGAGCCCGGAUUCGAAACUCGGAUUCGCUAAAAGCAUGAAUUUUGUGAGAAUUUGUGAUUUGAGAAAUCUUAGAUCUGCUGGAAGAAGAGUUUCGGUUAUCCGGAAUUCGAACCAAGGCUCCGAUUUAGCCGAGCUUCAACCUGCAUCAGAAGGAAGCCCUCUCUUAGUGCCGAGACAGAAGUAUUGCGAGUCAUUGCAUAAGACAGUGAGAAGGAAGACUCGUACUGUGAUGGUUGGAAAUGUCGCUCUUGGCAGCGAACAUCCCAUAAGGAUUCAAACGAUGACUACAUCUGAUACUAAAGAUGUUGCUGCAACUGUUGAUGAGGUUAUGAGAAUAGCAGAUAGAGGAGCGGAUAUUGUGAGGAUCACUGUUCAAGGGAAGAAAGAAGCCGAUGCAUGCUUUGAAAUCAAAGAUAAACUUGUUCAGCUCAAUUAUAAUAUACCUCUGGUGGCGGAUAUUCAUUUUGCUCCUGCUGUAGCCUUGCGAGUAGCUGAAUGCUUUGACAAGAUCCGCGUCAACCCUGGAAACUUUGCGGACAGACGUGCUCAGUUUGAGACGAUAGAGUAUACAGAAGAUGAAUACCAGAGCGAACUUCAACAUAUCGAGAAGGUUUUCACUCCUUUAGUUGAGAAAUGCAAGAAGUAUGGGAGAGCCAUGCGUAUAGGGACUAACCAUGGAAGUCUUUCUGACCGUAUCAUGAGCUAUUACGGGGAUUCUCCAAGAGGAAUGGUUGAAUCUGCGUUUGAGUUUGCACGGAUAUGUAGGAAACUAGACUAUCACAACUUUGUCUUCUCGAUGAAAGCGAGCAACCCUGUGAUCAUGGUCCAGGCGUACCGUUUGCUCGUGGCUGAGAUGUAUGUUCAUGGAUGGGAUUAUCCUCUGCAUUUGGGAGUCACUGAGGCCGGAGAAGGUGAAGAUGGGAGGAUGAAAUCUGCAAUCGGAAUCGGGACGCUACUUCAGGACGGACUUGGUGACACAAUCAGAGUAUCGCUGACUGAGCCACCAGAAGAGGAGAUAGAUCCGUGCAGGCGAUUGGCCAACCUCGGAACAAAAGCUGCUCAGCUUCAACAAGGCGUUGCACCGUUUGAAGAAAAGCACAGGCAUUACUUUGAUUUUCAGCGUCGGACUGGUGAUCUACCUGUACAAAAAGAGGGAGAAGAGGUUGAUUACAGAGGUGUCCUUCACCGUGAUGGUUCUGUUCUGAUGUCGAUUUCUCUGGAUCAACUAAAGGCACCUGAACUCCUCUACAGAUCACUAGCUACAAAGCUUGUCGUGGGCAUGCCAUUCAAGGAUCUGGCAACUGUGGAUUCAAUCUUGUUAAGAGAGCUACCUCCUGUAGAUGAUCAAGUGGCUCGUUUGGCUCUUAAACGGUUGAUCGAUGUCAGUAUGGGAGUUAUAGCACCUUUAUCAGAGCAACUCACAAAGCCAUUGCCCAAUGCAAUGGUUCUUGUCAACCUCAAGGAGCUCUCUGGUGGUGCUUACAAGCUUCUCCCUGAAGGUACACGCUUGGCUGUCUCUGUACGAGGUGAUGAGCCAUAUGAGGAGCUUGAAAUACUAAAGAGCAUCGAGGCCACUAUGAUUCUCCAUGAUGUACCCUUCAAUGAAGACAAAGUUAGCAGAGUACACGCAGCUCGGAGACUAUUCGAGUUCCUAUCAGAGAAUUCAGUCAACUUUCCGGUUAUUCACCACAUUGAGUUCCCAACCGGAAUUCACAGAGACGAAUUGGUGAUUCAUGCAGGGACUUACGCUGGAGCCCUUCUUGUAGAUGGACUCGGUGAUGGUUUAAUGCUUGAAGCACCUGACCAAGAUUUCGAUUUCCUUAGAAACACUUCUUUCAACUUAUUGCAAGGCUGCAGAAUGCGUAACACCAAGACGGAAUACGUAUCUUGCCCGUCUUGUGGAAGAACAUUGUUCGACUUGCAAGAAAUCAGCGCUGAGAUUCGAGAGAAGACUUCUCAUUUGCCUGGCGUUUCGAUUGCUAUCAUGGGUUGCAUUGUGAACGGACCAGGAGAAAUGGCAGAUGCUGAUUUCGGCUAUGUAGGUGGCUCUCCCGGAAAAAUCGACCUUUACGUCGGAAAGACGGUGGUGAAGCGUGGGAUUGCCAUGACGGGGGCGACGGAUGCUCUCAUCGGUCUGAUCAAAGAACAUGGUCGUUGGGUCGACCCGCCGGUGGCUGACGAGUAG
Microthlaspi erraticum is the source of this 3099-nucleotide messenger RNA. NCBI's taxonomy places the organism in Eukaryota, Viridiplantae, Streptophyta, Magnoliopsida, Brassicales, Brassicaceae. The record is from the annotation of a GenBank genome assembly.